Messenger RNA from Charadrius vociferus (killdeer), 996 nucleotides. It is a transcript of the gene ELP6, whose product is annotated as elongator acetyltransferase complex subunit 6. NCBI's taxonomy places the organism in Eukaryota, Metazoa, Chordata, Aves, Charadriiformes, Charadriidae. The transcript is spliced from 8 exons. The record is from RefSeq and is a predicted model, not a curated record. Gene Ontology annotation, biological process: tRNA wobble uridine modification. Gene Ontology annotation, cellular component: elongator holoenzyme complex. Bases 1 to 969 code for a protein of 322 amino acids.
AUGCCGGCUGUGCCGUGCAACACACAGGAUUACACGUGGCACAAGGGCACGCGCUGCGAGGCUAUCGUCACCGACUUCCAGGUGAUGUGCGUGGCCGUGGGCUCGGCCGCCCUGGUGGUGCUGCUGCUCUUCAUGCUCACCGUCUUCUUCGCCAAGAAGCUCUACCUGCUCAAGACGGAGAACAGCAAACUGCGCAAGACCAAUCUUGUUUUUCAGGGUAAAUUCACGCUGCUGCGAGACACCAGAACAGAUGGCAGUUUCCUGGUGCACCAUUUCCUCUCCUUCUACCUCAGAGCUGGCUGUAAGGUUUGCUUUGUGGCCCUGCUCCAGUCCUUCAGUCACUAUAACAUCGUAGCACAGAAGCUGGGAGUCAGUCUGACAGCUGCCAAAGAACGGGGACAGCUUGUCUUCUUGGAAGGCCUCAAGUCCUGCCUUGACCUCUUGUUUGGAGAGGAGGAGGAGGAGCAGUCAGCACAGCCCAGUCCUCUCCAGUUUAUAAGUGAGAGCGCUUCCAACCUCAAAGCCUUGUUUGACUUUGUCCGGACCUCCCUGACUCCCGGCGGCGGCGACUCCUGGAAGGGCCCUGUGCUUCUGGUGGACGACCUCAGCGUCCUGCUCAGCCUGGGCGCCACGCCGGUGGCGGUGCUGGACUUCAUCCACUACUGCAGAGUCGCGGUGUGCUCCCAGCUGAAGGGAAACAUCGUGGUGCUGGUUCACAGCAACGAGGAUUCAGAAGACGAGGAAAAUGAACUGGUGGUGAAUUCCCUGUGUCAUCACAGUGACCUGAUCCUGUGGGUAGAGGGUCUGGCGACCGGCUUCUGCAAGGAUGUUCACGGGCAGAUUAAAAUAAUUAGGAGAGUGUCCUUGGAGCUGACGGCGGAGCAGGAUCACAUCCAGAUCUACCAGUAUAAGAUCCAGGACAAGAAUGUCACCUUUUUUGCGAGAGGGCUGUCGGCUGCCGUCCUGUGAUACCGCAGAGCGCUGUGAGAGCAACGC